AUGAGGCAAGCGUACAAGAAGGAUAAUUAUGGUGAUCACAUUGAUCGAAUUAGUGAGUUACCUGGUACUGUGAUUGAUUGCAUCCUAGGACACUUGAACGUCCGAGACCUAGUUAGGACCAGUAUUUUGUCUAGAAAAUGGAGGUAUAUGUGGAUUUCAGUUCCACGAAUUGAGUUUCAUGAAGAAUUUUACAAUUUGUUUAAUAAUCUUGAUGACCCUGCCUCGGAAUUUUGUAGAAUUAUCACGGAAAUUCUUUUCCUCCAUAAUGGGCCAAUAAAUGACUUUAUUCUUCAAGUCCCUUGCGAUUCCAAGCACAAAAUAACAUAUACAUAUCUUAAUAAGUGGAUUCUGUUUUUGUCAAGGAAACAUGUUAAAUAUAUUUAUUUGGAUAACUAUGAGAAAGAUAACAUUCAAACUCCAUCUCAUCUCUUCUCUUGUCAAGGAUUGACUUACUUUAAAUUACACUCUUUUAACUUGUCAAUUCCACCUAAUUUUUGUGGCUUUAAGAGUCUGCUUCAUCUUCACUUACAAUUUAUGACAUUUGAGUCGGGUGCACUUGAGACUCUUCUACCCGCCUGCCCGUUACUUAAACAGCUCGGCAUUGUGUAUUGUUCUGGCUAUGAAUGUAUCGAUCUUUCUUCUUCUACUCUAACUGAUCUCACAGUCUCAAUUAGAGGGAAUUGCAUAUUUCGUUUGAAUAAAAGUUUGCCAAUAAUUCAGAGGCUUGAGGUGGAAUUACCUUCCGAGAUGUUGUAUGCACAUGCAGAUAUCUUUCCUUUGUCACAGAUGAUAAACUUAAAGUAUCUCUGUUUAGAUGAUGUGAAUUUGGAUGAAAGAGAAGAAUUUUUGUAUAUUGUUAGUGUACUCAAAAGUGCUUCUAACCUCGUGGAAUUUGUUAUAGCGACUUAUUAUACGUGGGGUUGUAAGAUACAAGCGCCGGAGCCUUCAGAAAAGUUAGAGUGCAGUUGUUGUUGCCUUAGUGAACUUGAGGAGGUUAGCAUCACAGUUAGAAGCAGAAAUAAACAUGUAAUGAGUUUGGCACGGUUCAUUCUUGCAAAUUUCUCAUCGUUAAAAACUCUUACUAUUUAUCUUCCUUUUCGUACACAAUCAGAUGCGCUGAUAUUGUCAGGCCUUUUGCGAGACUUGUUACGGAUGGAACGAGCAUCGCAAAAGGCACAAGUUGAAUUCCGCCAUAGCCAUACAUAG
Messenger RNA from Lathyrus sativus (Indian pea), 1206 nucleotides. Lineage: Eukaryota; Viridiplantae; Streptophyta; Magnoliopsida; Fabales; Fabaceae. The record is from the annotation of a GenBank genome assembly.